Colossoma macropomum (tambaqui) is the source of this 4473-nucleotide messenger RNA. RefSeq names its product phosphodiesterase 6C, cGMP-specific, cone, alpha prime (gene pde6c). Lineage: Eukaryota; Metazoa; Chordata; Actinopteri; Characiformes; Serrasalmidae. The coding region runs from base 70 to 2718 and encodes 882 amino acids. Gene Ontology annotation, biological process: visual perception; signal transduction. Gene Ontology annotation, molecular function: 3',5'-cyclic-nucleotide phosphodiesterase activity; protein binding. The transcript is spliced from 21 exons. The record is from RefSeq and is a predicted model, not a curated record.
UUCUUUCGGUCUUUCUGUGGGAAACAGCCCUCGAUACCCUAGGAAGAGUGUCCACACCUGUUAUACAAAAUGGCAGACAAGGACAGUGUGGAAAAGUAUUUGGAGAACAACCCCCAGUUUGCCAAAGAGUAUUUUGACAAGAAGGUACGGGUGGAGGUCAUCACAGCCGCUUUCGCCGAAAACCUUAACAUCAAAGACCCGUCCUCGUACAAAGAUGUGUCUCAGAUCCAGGAGGCCACCAUCAUAUUCGACCUGAUCAAGGAGCUGCAGUCUGAGCAGGUCAUGGAGAAGAGCAUGCACAAGGUCCUGCAACGGAUAUGCUUGUUGGUGAACGCGGACCGCUGCAGCUACUUCACAGUCCGAGCCAGAAACGGAAUCCCUGAGCUGGCCACAUGUCUUUUCGAUGUCACCCCAACCUCUAAAUACGAGAGCAACCUGGUAAACUCGUCGGCCGAAAUUGUCUUCCCCACCGAUAUGGGCAUAGUUGGGCAAAUGGCCACGGCCAAAAAAGGAGUUAACAUUCCAGAUGUGAAGCAGCAUCCCAAGUUCAGUGACUUUGUGGAUAAGCAAACAGGAUACACUACCAAAAAUAUGCUGGCGGCCCCCAUUUUGAGUGGAAAGGAUCCGCUUGGAGUCGUCAUGGCACUGAACAAAGUUGGAGGCACGGAAUUCACCAAAGCAGACGAGGAUCUCUUCAACAAGUAUCUUGACUUUGCCUCAGUCGUUGCUCUUCAGCAUUACACCAAGUAUAUGUGGAAUGUGGAAUCCAGAAGAAGUCAGGUUCUUCUCUGGUCCGCUAGCAAAGUGUUUGAAGAACUGACGGACAUUGAGCGACAGUUCCACAAAGCUCUGUACACUGUGAGGACCUACCUCCAAUGCGAGAGGUACUCUGUGGGGCUACUGGACAUGACCAAAGAGAAGGAAUUCUAUGACGAGUGGCCGAUUAAACUGGGUGAUGUGGAACCAUACAAGGGUCCCAAGACACCUGACGGCAGGGAAAUCAACUUCUACAAAAUCAUUGAUUAUCUCUUAGAGGCUAAAGAAGAGAUCAAAGUCAUACCGGGACCUCCUGCAGACCACUGGGCCCUUGUUAGCGGCCUCCCAACCUACGUGGCUGAAAAUGGCUUUAUUUGUAACAUGAUGAACGUUGCCGCUGAUGAUUACUUCACGUUCCAGAAAGAAGCUGUUGACGAGACAGGCUUCGUCAUCAAGAACGUUUUGUCCCUCCCCAUUGUCAAUAAAAAAGAGGAAGUCGUUGGCGUCGCCACAUUCUUCAACCGGAAAGAUGCCAAGCCGUUUGAUGAGCAGGAUGAGCAGAUCACUGAGGUGAGACUACCUUCUCCGCAGCUGCUGCUUUGUUCAUACGAUUCAUCUGACUCUCUACGCUUUUGCACAAUUGACCUGUGGCUCUUCAAAACCAUCUUGCAGGCCCUCACACAGUUCCUGGGAUGGUCAGUGCUCAACUGUGACACAUACGACAAACUGAACAGAACCGAAUGGAAGAAGGAGAUUGCACAGGAGAUGGUGAUGUACCAAACUAGAGCCACCCUGGGGGAGGUCCAGGAGAUUCUGAACACGAGGGAGAAGUUUGACAUGGAACCGGAGGAUUGCGAUCAGAAAGAGAUGUACAAACUCUUGAGAGCAAACAUACCUGAAGCCAAGGAUGUGGACCUGCUGGAAUUCCACUUCAGCGACUUUCCUUUAUCUGAGUUCGACCUUAUCAAGUGUGGUAUCCGCUGCUUCUUUGAACUUGGUGUGGUGGAAAAGUUCAAAGUGCCAGCAGAGAUUCUGACCAGAUGGAUGUACACAGUCAGGAAGGGUUACAGAGACAUUACGUACCAUAACUGGAGGCAUGGCUUCAAUGUGGGCCAGACUAUGUUCUGUUUACUGCAGACCGGAAGGCUGAGAAAAUACUACUCAGACCUUGACGCCUUUGCAAUGGUAGCGGCUGCUUUUUGUCAUGAUAUUGACCACAGGGGUACCAACAAUCUCUACCAGACAAAGAGUGCUUCACCUUUGGCCAAGCUUCAUGGGUCCUCCAUCUUGGAGAGACAUCAUCUUGAGUAUAGCAAGACUCUCAUGGCAGAAGAGAACUUGAACAUUUUCCAGAAUCUACAAAAACGGCAGUUUGAAACUGUACAGCACUUACAUGACGUUUGCAUCAUCGCCACUGAUCUGGCCUUGUACUUCAAGAAAAGAACAAUGUUCCAGAAGAUUGUUGAUGCCACAGAACCAAUGGCAGAUGAAAAAGAAGCCAUCGCCUAUGUGUCCAACAACCCUACCAGGAAGGAAAUUAUCAUGGCAAUGAUGAUGACUGGCUGUGACUUGUCUGCUAUCACAAAGCCAUGGGAGGUCCAAAGCAAGGUGGCUCUGAUGGUAGCUGCUGAAUUCUGGGAGCAGGGAGACCUGGAGAGGAAUGUGCUUCAGCAAGAGCCCAUUCCCAUGAUGGACAGAAACAAGUCAGAUGAGCUGCCCAAGAUGCAAUGUGGUUUCAUUGAUUUCGUCUGCUCGUUCGUCUACAAGGAGUUUUCGAGGUUCCAUAAGGAGAUCACCCCGAUGUUUGAUGGCCUGAACAACAACAGAGCCCACUGGAAAGAGCUGGCUGACGUUUAUCAAGCCAAACUUGAUGCCAUUGCUAAUGAGAAGAAGAAGCUCGAGGAAGCAGAGACUAAAAAAGAUGGGGAAGGAGGGAAGUCCAAAACCUGCACCAUAUUUUAAAAAGGCAGAGUUGGAGGGAAAGCUUGAUCACCCUAUCACAAAUGACAGCAGGUGGAAAGUGCUCCUUUUUGGACCAUGUGACUCUCACCAGCUUCCCCCCCGCCCCUUCUGUCUUUCUGUGACAUUCAAGCAAACAGUAAUUCCAUCCGUCAUGGAUGAAAGGAUGGACUCUAUGCACAGCUUCUCUUGUGGAAGCUGUCAGCGCAGAACACCUACAAAACUUGAACAACGCACAUGGUCUGAUGUUUGUUUUCCUGCUGUAUGAUUAGUUCCUAAGAGAGAGAGAUCGCAGCACUUGCAGUAACUAUUGCAAGAAAUGUUUAAGGCACUAUCGUUUAGCAGGUAAAGGAUAAUGUUUGGAAGGAAAUAAUUACUGUCAAUGCGAUUUACGUUCCAUGCGAUCCAUAAAACUUGAUUAAUGAGUCUAGAGUUUAGACAGGUUCUGUUACUUACACAGGGAGCAACACAGUGAGAGCCAGUACCAAACAAGGGCAAAUUUUAUUAGCUAAAAUUUAUUAAUUUAUUUAGCCUACCUUGUCUUGCACAUUACAGAUAUAUGAUGAUUGAGACAAUAUAUUUUUGAAUCACUGUUAACUGUCUACCUUUUCUACGCUUUUCUCUUUAGAAGUUGAAACUGAAACUGAAAAUACAAUCUACGCAACUUAUUGACUCUAGAAUCACUGGUGACUGCAUUUUUGCGUGUGACAGUUGCACAGUGUUGUGACCAAAUGUUUGACCUUCCACUUUGACUAUUUAAUGAGACUUAAAUGUAUGUCAAACAUAGUUGUUAAAGUUUUCGUUUAAUCGCAACAAAUAUGACAUGGCGUACAUAUUACAUAGAACGUACAUUUACGAUAGGACAUUAAAUGUUUACCUAAUGGGAAAUUUGGAAGUCAUUUGGAAGAAUCUGUGGUAAAUCUGUAUGUAAAACCACAAAAAAAGAAAUGGGAUAUUAAAGGGACAAUUCUAUUAAACUUUUAAGUUUGAAGAUUGAGCAAAAGAGAGCAAAGAGUAGGCAAUACUAAAGUACUGUAAGAAGGCUGAACUGAACUGAGCUGAAGAGGAAGCUGAGAUUCACUGUUUUCUAAUGCUUAUAUAACCUAGGCCCCAGGAGGCUCUCCAUGUUCGCCAUGAGCUGGAGCACAUGCUUAGCAAUCAGGUACAGUCUGGUCAAAGGUGGUGAAUUUUUUUGUGGCGUAUUUGAGGACAAGUGAGACAAAGCAGGUAGAUAAAGACUGAAACAGAGUGUCAAAAACAGAAAAAAAUGAACGGUAAUUCUGGAGAGACACCAACACAAACGUGGUUCUCAGACCACACCUUGCUGGACCUGAAAACAGUGCUUUAAUCUCAUUGUCCAACACAGUGCUAGAAACCCCUUCAUGUUCUGCAAUAUACACCUGCUACCAACAAGAUGGCAAAUCAGUGUAGACCUUUAAAGGGUAAAUCAAUAUCAACAGGACAUUCUGAAGCUGGAACACUUUCCCUAGAAUGGCAUUUCCCUUAAUCCUAUUUAAAGACAGGUCAGACAGAAGGGACUGUGAUAAGAAUAAAAAAGGUUAAUUUCACUGAAUGGACACAAAUUGUGUACAUUCUGUGGUUGUUGUGUAUGCAAGCCACUGUGACAUGUACUACUGAUGUAUCAUCCUCUUGAGAGACUGUAGAAUUACUAUCCAGUGUCCUCUUAUUUAACGGACUCCAUUGGAUGUGUAAAAUGCUGUAAAUCAUGAAAACAAAUAAAUGCAUUGUUCAAAUGUC